AUGCACCCGUACCAAAGUGCACUCCGUUACUCGAUGCUAUGGCCAAGCAGCAUCUUCAAGCCUGCUUCGCCCGUCAUGUCCACUGCAGCAAUCCUCAACAGCAGCGCACAAAGAAAGGUCCGCACCUCUAGCCGACCAUAUCAGCUGGUCCGUCACAGCAACCUCGGGUACAACGUGGCCCAAUCCAGCAGGACUCGCCAUGGUCAAGAAGAGCGAGCCAGAUGGCCACAAAGCCACUGGCCUCUGUCUCUGCCAGUCUCGGCUGAGAAGAGGCCCAGGCUCGCCCCACCCAACCUAUUGGGCAAGCCAGACUCGCCAGGCCAUGGCAAUCCCAUCGAGCCCAUCAAACCCGUCAAGUGA
Molecule: messenger RNA, 360 nt
Organism: Gamsiella multidivaricata
Lineage: Eukaryota; Fungi; Mortierellomycota; Mortierellomycetes; Mortierellales; Mortierellaceae
Exons: 4
Coding region: 1-360 (119 amino acids)
Source: RefSeq, a predicted model, not a curated record